Molecule: messenger RNA, 5194 nt
Organism: Ruditapes philippinarum (Manila clam)
Lineage: Eukaryota; Metazoa; Mollusca; Bivalvia; Venerida; Veneridae
Product: neurabin-1-like
Exons: 27
Coding region: 16-3351 (1111 amino acids)
Biological process (GO): actin filament organization; neuron projection development; calcium-mediated signaling
Cellular component (GO): cytoplasm; actin cytoskeleton; dendrite
Molecular function (GO): actin filament binding
Source: RefSeq, a predicted model, not a curated record
ACAAAAAGAGUGAAAAUGUUAGAUAAAGGGAUAGAAUAUAAGACAAUUGACGAGGACCAUGUUUUGUCCAAGACGGCAGUUAAACUGUUCGCUAUCGACAAACCCUCCAAACAGAUGGUGGCUAAAAUUCAACAGAAGCAUAAACAAAAGUGCUAUAAAUAUCUCAAGAAGAAAAGAUCUCGAAAAGCAUUACUCAUAGAAAACACAACAGAGUUACCGCAGCGUGAGGAUGGGGACGGCACCGAACACCCGGAACUGCACGGCAUUCCAUCAGACCAUACAUCCCUGCUUUUGCACGAUUCACUGCCCCCACCACCCGCCUACCCAGGACACUCCAAACUGCCACAGUAUAACAUAGAAGAAGAGACAUCGGAAAUUGACGAGGAUGACGAUGAUGUUAACUAUCUGGAGAUCGACGGUCUGUCGUCAACGUCGUCGGAGAGCGAGGAGGAAUAUAUCGACUACGAGGCGAAAAAGGACAAGAAAAUCAAAUUCAGUAGAGCUCCGAUCAGGGUAUUCAUGACGUACUCAACAGAUGAUUAUGACAGAAGAAACGAGGAUGUUGAUCCGGUUGCUGCCUCAGCCGAAUACGAGCUGGAGAAACGAGUCGAGAGAAUGGACGUCUUCCCUGUUGAUCUUAUAAAAGGGCCAGAAGGCCUCGGUCUCAGCAUUAUUGGAAUGGGAGUUGGUGCUGAUGCGGGAUUAGAAAAGCUUGGUAUUUUCAUUAAAACAUUGACAGCUGGAGGUGCUGCACAAAGAAGUGAAAAAAUGCAGGUGAAUGACCAGAUUAUAGAAGUAGAUGGUAAGAGCCUUGUUGGGGUAACGCAAGCAUAUGCUGCCUCAGUCCUGCGCAACACCAGUGGGGAAGUCAAAUUUUUGAUCGGACGAGAAAAGGAUCCGAGUAAAAGCGAAGUUGCACGUCUGAUACAACAAUCUUUGGAGAUUGACAGACGAAGGGAAGAGCUACGCAAACAGGAACAAGAUAGAUUAAAGGUAGCGCAACCUUACCAACUUAAUGAUAAGGAUCUUCAAGAUCAGUUCAAGCCUAGAGAUGAGGUAUUAGAACAUGAACAUAUACGUCAUCUAUCUGAGGCGUCCAGUAGAGAUAGCAGGGCCGAGGACCAUGUGGAUCUCGAUGAGUCAAGUGUCGAAGAUGAUGUGGAGGAACAUGAAGCUGAAAUUUCUGAAGAGCUUUUGGCAGGGGAGGCAACUCCAUUGUCAAUGCCAUCUGCUGCAGAUUCAGACACUACAGACAGUUCACCGGAUGAAGGAGAAAGUAAACCAGUCGUAGAGGUGUUUGAUUUACAGGAGUCCAGUCCUGAUGACAUCUCCCCUGACAUGGAAUCGCAGGCAUUGUUUGUUAAGUUGAAAGAGGCUCAGUGUAAGAAUGCUGUAUUAGAAGCUGAGAUAACUAAGCUUAAAGCUAAGCUUGUUGUGUUAGAGAAUAAUGAAGCUCAGAAGAAACAGUAUGAGAAGAAGAAUGAAGAGAUGGCGUCUCGACUGAGAGAGAUGGAAAAAUCUCUAACUAAUGCUAGAAAAGAGAUUAAUCAUUAUCAGGACAUGAUGGAGGGAUCACAAGGCCAGUAUAUUGCUUUAGAGAAGAAGUUGAAAGCUGAAUAUGUCGCAUUGGAGAAAAAGUAUCAUAAGGCCAAAAAACUGAUAAAAGAAUAUCAGCAAAGGGAGAAGGAUUUUAUAGCUGAGAGAGAAUCUUUACUACAACAACAAUCAGAGAAAGAUCAGCAGUAUGAUGCCUUAGUCAAGUCAUUAAAAGACAGGAUUUUCCACUUAGAGGGGGAGUUAGGGGAGGCACAGAAAGCAGCUGGGCUACCAGUGCAGUUACCACCUAAGGAGCAAACACAUUCAAUAGAGGCCACAGUUGUGCCAAGUGUUAGUUUAGCAGUCAAGUCAGCCCCUAAAACCCAUGAUUCGGGUAGUCCUGUAAUGAGUCCGCUGGCAGAUCGGGACUCUAUCUCGUCAGAAAGUGAUAUAUCCUCUGCUGACCCUAAUUCUUCUACUAGUCCAGCAAUUGAUGCUAAAAUGAAGCCUGAAAGUGCACUUAUAUUUGAAUCAGUACCAACUCCGAAACUUCUGGAUACCUCAGUGAACAAAGCUAAAGCCCAGCUAGCUGCCAAUUCUCAACGACGACCUCCAACAAAACAGAGGUCAAAGUCACAGGACAGUGAGGAGAUGAUUGAAGCUAUUUCAGAUAGCAAGCCGGAAAGCGGCCUAGAAACCUGGAUAAAACAUGACAGGACAGCAGAAUUUGUUUUGAGUUUAGAUGUUGACAACACAGUAAAAAAGAGUGAUGUUAGAAAAAGAAAAGCACAGCAAAAUGAAUCCCAUACCCCACCCCCAGUUUCGGAAAGCCCUCCUAUAAUAGCAGAAGCCCAGCCUAAAAUGUCUGAGGCUCCGCCUUCUAAAGAAUCAUUCCCUGCCCCUCCUCCACCUCCUGCCGGCCCACCUGAGCUGCCUGACCAAUCAGAGGACUCGGAAACUCAAAGAGAAAGAAGUAACAGUGAAUCUGGCGAGUCUUCUUCUACCUUGUCUCAAACUUCCUACGACCCGUCACGGCCUACGUUUCGUAACAAAGAUUCCGAGAUUCCCGGGCUUGAUGCGGUUUCCACGGACACGACUGGAACAAACGAUACUGCAGAAACUUCUGAAUCCUCAUCAUCGGCAAAUAAACGAUCGAAAGGGCUUUUACCCAAACUGCCUUUCAAAUUUGGUGGGAGUGACAGAGAUAAGGGGGGCGGAGUUAUGCUUGUUUCACAACGCUCUAUUGGUGCAGAUGACCCUGUCUCCUCAGGUGAAGGGGGAAUAACUCUUAUUUCUAAAAAGAAAAUAGACACUGGACUAGAUUUUGAUGAUAAAAAGGUUAAAAAAGAGAAAGCUGCAGUAAAAGGUGCUAGUACAAUUAGUGAUUCAUCAUCGGGGUAUAUGGUUGGAGAGAUGGAGCAAACGUCAUACAGUUUCUCAGGAACACCUGCUAAUGAGGAUCAUCCCUCACAGCCAGGUCAUCAUACAUUAAACCAGUUUAGUUCCGGUCAAAUAACAGAGUGGAACAAUGAGAAUGUACGUCACUGGUUGAUUGGUAUAGAGAUGGAAAGAUACGCUCCAUUAUUCACAGAAAAGUCUGUAACCGGACCUCAACUCGUUGCCAUGGAUUCUAACAAAUUAAAGGCUUUAGGUGUGACUGUUGCUAAAGAUAGAGAAUAUUUGAAGAAGAAAGUGAAAGAGCUGAAGCUUGUACUAGAAAAGGAACGUAAACAAAUGGAGAGAGAAAGAAAACAAAUGGAAAAAGAACAAAAACAGAGAGAAAAAGAACAAAAGAAAUUAUCUAAGAAGAAGUGAACAAGCAUGGACCGUCGAUUUCGUUCAUAAAACAGAUUGAUAUUUUGACAUAACACAAUCAUGUGAUACAUACAGAAGAGGACAUUGUAAUCAUUCAUUUAUAUAUAUAUAUAUACAUGUAUAUAUGCAUACAUUUAGUAGGUACAUGAUUUAUAAGGUGAUAUUUUCUAGGUAGUAAAAAUGCACAAAAUUGGAAAAAAACUGUACGAUAUACAGUUUAGACAUUGUCAUUUUGUAAAAAAAAAAGUAGUGCUGGCACAAAUAGUUAAUGGACAUGUGACCAUGUCAUGUGACCUUUUUGGGUUAUUUUUAGUAAAUUUCAUAACACUGCAAUUCAGGUGCCUGUUCGUAAGGAAGCAAUCUUUUACUGGUUACAUUUAUUUUUGUGUGUGUUUUUUUUCCGCAGGUGCUAUUUCAUGCACCUAUUCAACACACUAUUUGAUAUGACAUUUAUGCACGAUUAAUUAAAUGAUUAUCGUUGUGGAUUAGUUUUAGCUUGACUAUUUGAAGAAAAGGGAGAGCUAUUGUACUGGCCCUGUUGUCGACAUCACUGUUUAACUUUGGUUCAGUUUUUACGUGCAAGUUAGUAUCUCCAAAACUACUGAUGGAUAUAGGUCGAAACUUUACACGCCUGUUCUCUGUGAUUAUCUUACAUGAUAGGCAUAGCUUCCAUAACUCUGACGUGCCUUUUUACAGAGUUAUGUCCCAUUUCUUAUAGUUAACCACUGAGAAUAGUCGAGCAAGCUGUUUCCACGGGCAGCUCUUGUUUAUUUCAUAAAAUCCUCGUCGUACUAUACAUGUAUAUACAAAUAAUAUCAGGUGCUCUUUACCUGAUUACAAAUAUGUUGUGUCACCUUAGUGCAGUAAUGGGUUAAGUCCUUCUAAAUUUAAAUAGGAGUUAACCAGUUAUUGCACUAAGGUGAUGCAUUUAGUGAAUAUUUGUGAAAACUAGACUAUUUUAUAUAUAUGUGUGUGCACUUUAAUAUACUGUUGAUUUAUUUUUUACAGGUGCUAUUUAUAUAUUCACCUGAUAAAAAAAGCAGUAUAAGUGCUCCAGAGUUAUCUUUUCCUUCAUUUAUUAAAGUUGGUGCACAGAUAUUGGACCAAGUUUUUAUUAUUUUAUAGUGCUGUUGUCAAAUUAAAAUUUUUUUUAUAAAAAAACACUAAUGAAAAAUAUAAUUUUUGCAGUGUUUAUUUAAAAUAAGGACAGAAUAUUAUGUGUUAAAAAUAAUAAAUUUAUUCAUUAUUGCAUACUCAAAAGCAUUAAAAUCAAAAACAGAUAUAUUUCUGUUAAAUUCACAUUUUUAUUUUUUAUAAAAAAAAAAAAAUAAAAACAACCCAACUCAUUGUUCAAUGAAUAUAGACUUUCCACAUUGACAUGUAACAGUGCGUAUGAUAUUUUCAAGAACAAAAAAUAUUCGCUGGAAAAAAAAAUCUAAUUUAAAAGUAUGUGUAAAUAUAAGGCUUAAGAUGUUAAUAUUUUUCGAGUAUGAAAAAAAAAUAUAUUGACAUACUUAACGAAUUUACAAAUGCUGAAAGCUUAAUAAUUUUUAGAGAUAAAUAGAAUUGUGGCAUAACCUUGUCACUUUUCAACUGAACAACAAAUAUUUCUCUAAAUGGUUUGUCAUUCUUGGACACUACUUGUUUUCAAUGAAAUUAUUUUUGAAGCAUUAUUAGGUCACAUCACGUAAAAGUGAAGUUAUGUACACCCACCUGCCGAAUGGCAAUUUAGUGGUUUGAUACCACAAUUUUAAAAUUUGAAUUUAUUUUGAACUGCAGAUGUAUAAAUUAAAAAGAAAGUAUUGCUAAUUGUUAUGCCCUUGUGCCAAUGAAAUUUCAAUUU